Molecule: messenger RNA, 2484 nt
Organism: Ornithodoros turicata
Lineage: Eukaryota; Metazoa; Arthropoda; Arachnida; Ixodida; Argasidae
Exons: 17
Coding region: 84-2396 (770 amino acids)
Source: RefSeq, a predicted model, not a curated record
GCGGGUAUGGAACAUUGCAUGUGCUGAUUGAACAAUACACUACACAUACUGGGUCGGUGCUGGACGAAGCAAGUUAUUCUAAAAUGAAGCUAGUUAUCCUCGCUCUUGUAUCACUCUGUUUCUCAGAUUUCACUGCAGCAGAGUGCGCAAAAGAUAUGCUGGAGUCGUUAUCUGCAGCCAAGGCUGAGUGCGAUGCAAGAUAUAGACAGGAACACGGUCUCGGCACUAGAAAACCCUCAGAUUUGUUUCACAUCACAAGAUGCUGUAUGCUGAUUUACGGCAAGGCUUGCAUUCCCUUACGGCUCUCAGAAAAAGGAUGCGAUCAGUGGAAUAUUGCGCCUUUAAAAAAGAUGUGGGGCAAGCUAAUAGAGGCUGCAUGUGAACCAUCAGACUGGAACUGCCUUCUUGAAGCAAAGUGCGACGCCCCAGCAAUAUCCGACGCGAACACUGAUUGCUACAAAACAUAUAACCAGGAACACGGCGUCGAUACUCGAAAGCCUAGUGACCCACUUGAACCAAGUGGGGAUGUGGAACUACUCUGCUGUAUGUUAAAAUACAACAAGUAUUGCGUUCCGAAACUCCUAGAAGAAAAAGGGUGCCACCCCGACGCUGUUCUACAUUCUGGUACGGCGAUAGAGACGAGAAUGAAAACAACUUGUUCGUCGUCCAAACCGAAGUGCGUCCCUCCACCACAGUGCAAUGAUAAAACCUUAUCAGACGCCAGGCUCAUUUGCGAGCAAAGAUAUAAAGAAGCACACGAACCAACAGGUCCGAAACGUCGUGUAGACCUACAACCUAGAGAUCAGAGCCGGGAAGAGAUGCACAAAGAACAUUGCUGUGUAAUGGAAUACAGCAGGGAUUGCGUUCUGGGAUAUCUAAAAGAACACGGAUGCAGCGAUCCAGAUUUUCUUGAGAUUUUUCUCGAGAAUAUACGGACCGAAUGUGGAGCAUCCAAGUGGAACUGUACAGAGUGCAAAAGAGAAGAUAUGGUUGAGAGAUUUUCUGAGGCCGACGCUGAGUGCGAUGCGAGGUACAGACAAGAACAUGGUCUCACUACCGGAAAACCCACAGAUUUGGUUCCCGAUACGACCAGAUGUUGUAUGUUGCUUUACGGCAAGGACUGCGUUCCCCUUCGACUCGUAGAAAAAGGAUGCGAUGCUUGGAUUCUCGCAAGAUCCGAAGAAAUGUGGAGCAAGCGAAUAUUGGCUGCAUGUGACCCAUCGACCUCGAAGUGCUUGCAGUGCAAUCAAAAAACUAUAUCCGAUGCCGAAGAUGUGUGCUUAAGGAAGUACGAACAGGAACAUGGCAUUAUUUCUAUAGGCCUGAUGUCCGGCAAUGACAGAGGACUAUGCUGCACGUUGGACUACAAGAAGAAUUGUGUUCCAGACCAAUUAAAAGCUAAAGGAUGUGAUGAACAACUUCUUCAGAAUUAUGUUGCAAAGAUACAGCGUGAAAUAACAAACCAAUGUGCAGCAUCGAACUCGAUCUGCGACGUUGCAUCAAAGUGCCCAAACAAAACGUUAUCACUUGCACAGACUGUCUGCGAAGAAAGCUUUAUGAGGGAACACGGCCUCGUCCUUCCCCCCGAAUAUGUGAACAAAGAGGCGAACAAAUGGUACUGCUGUAUGAUGCAGUACAGCCAGAAUUGUCUUCAGGACACGCUCAAACAACAAGGAUGCGAUUCCGAAGACUUUUUGCAGGGGUUCACUCGGAAAGUUGAGACUCAAUGUGGAACGUCCAAGUCGUUCUGCUCUGCUCAGUGUAAUAACAACACGUUAUCCCAUGCCCAGUUUGCGUGCAGCGAGAGAUAUAUGCAGAUCCAUGUGCUGAAUCCUGAAAAACCGGGACAAUUGCGCCCGGAUGCUCAGAAACGUUACUGCUGUAUGAUGGAAUACAGCAAGACUUGUCUACCAGAACUACUCAAACAACAAGGAUGUGACGACACGGGUUUUGUUCAGCUCUUCAUCCAACGAAUAAAUAGAAAAUGUGGAACAUUUAAAUUGGACUGCGUCCCUGUACCGAAGUGCGCCCCAAAAGCAGUAUCCAAUGCAGAGAACGAUUGCGCCACAAAAUACAAGCAGUUGUACGGCCUUACUACGCGAAAACCUGAUGAGAAGCAAAAGCCGGCAGGUCUGAGCCCCGAGAUUGACAAGCAGCGGUGCUGUUCCAUGGAAUACAGCAAGAAUUGCGUUACGGAAGUACUAAAGGACAAACGAUGCGGUGAUGAAUUCAGCGCAUCUUUUCUUGAGCAGAAAAAGAAGAUAAUGGCAAAUCUGUGUGGUACGUCGAAAUUGGACUGUGAAUUCGACAAAAGCAAGAGUGCUGGGUGCAUGAACUAUCCAGCAUGGACUCUGGCAGCAGCCGUCAUUGUGGCUUCAGUGAUGAAGGUAGUGUGACGUCAGUUGUAGUGAAAAAAGGGAUCUACUGGUUUCCAUUUCGCUUGUUCGGGCCAAUUGAUCACAAUAAAUAUGGUUGUGUGACCGA